Pteronotus mesoamericanus is the source of this 1407-nucleotide messenger RNA. It is a transcript of the gene OXTR, whose product is annotated as oxytocin receptor. Bases 143 to 1309 code for a protein of 388 amino acids. NCBI's taxonomy places the organism in Eukaryota, Metazoa, Chordata, Mammalia, Chiroptera, Mormoopidae. Gene Ontology annotation, molecular function: oxytocin receptor activity; vasopressin receptor activity; peptide binding. The record is from RefSeq and is a predicted model, not a curated record. The transcript has 2 exons. Gene Ontology annotation, cellular component: plasma membrane. Gene Ontology annotation, biological process: female pregnancy; cellular response to hormone stimulus; maternal process involved in parturition.
CCAGCAGAUCCGUCUGCGGAGCUCCGGGAGUGGAACCCGAGGCGCACUGCCAGGCACGCCGGGACGCCGCUUCGGGCCCUGCCCUCUCGCGCCACGCCUAUAAGGGCAGCAAGGCCAGGGUCUCACAGCAGUGGCCACAGCCAUGGAGGGCGCGCUAGAGGCCAACUGGAGCACCGAGGCGGUCAAUGGGAGUGCGGCGCCGCUCUGUGCGGAGGGCAACCGCACCCACGCGCCGCAGCGCAACGAGGCCCUGGCGCGAGUGGAGGUGGCGGUGCUGGGCCUCAUCCUGUUCCUGGCGCUGAGCGGCAACGCUUGCGUGCUGCUAGCGCUGCGCACCACGCGCCACAAGCACUCGCGCCUCUUCUUUUUCAUGAAGCACCUGAGUAUCGCCGACCUGGUGGUGGCGGUGUUCCAGGUACUGCCACAGCUGCUGUGGGACAUCACCUUCCGCUUCUACGGGCCCGAUCUGCUGUGCCGCCUGGUAAAGUACCUACAGGUGGUGGGCAUGUUCGCCUCCACCUACCUUCUGCUGCUCAUGUCGCUUGACCGCUGUCUGGCCAUCUGUCAGCCUCUGCGCACCCUCCACCGCCGGGCGGAUCGCUUGGCCGUACUCAUCACGUGGCUGGGCUGCCUGGUGGCCAGCGCGCCACAGGUGCACAUAUUCUCCAUGCGCGAGGUGACCGACGGUGUCUUCGACUGCUGGGCCAGCUUCAUCCAACCCUGGGGACCCAAGGCCUAUGUCACGUGGAUCACGCUCGCCGUCUACAUUGUGCCAGUCAUUGUGCUUACCACCUGCUACAGCCUCAUCUGCUUUAAGAUUUGGCAGAACAUUCGGAUCAAGACAACGGCAGUAGGGGCGGCCGAGGGACCCCAGGGUGCAGUGGCGGGCAGCAGGGAACACGAGGCCCUGGCACGCGUCAGCAGCGUCAAGCUCAUCUCCAGGGCCAAGAUCCGCACAGUCAAGAUGACCUUCAUCAUCGUGCUGGCCUUCAUCGUGUGCUGGACGCCAUAUUUCUUCGUUCAGAUGUGGAGCGUCUGGGAUGCCAACGCGCCCAACGAAGCUUCGGCUUUCAUCAUCGCUAUGCUUCUGGCCAGCCUCAACAGCUGCUGCAACCCCUGGAUCUACAUGCUCUUCACGGGCCACCUCUUCCAUGAGCUGGUACAGCGUUUCCUCUGCUGCUUCUCCAGCUUCCUAAGGGGAUCCCAGCCAGGAGAGACAAGUGUAAGCAAAAAGAGCAACUCAUCCACCUUUUUCCUGAGCCGGCACAGCUCCAGCCAGAGGAGUUGCUCGCAGUUGUCCUCCGUGUGACCAGCCUGGGUCUGGACUGUCUCCCUUCUAUCUGGUUGUGUGACAUGCCCCUUGGUGGUUGUGUACAUACGUGUAUAAGGUACCUUUCCAUUUGUACA